AUGAUGUUAAUUGAAGGUAAACGCAGCCUGAUGCUCGACAUUUCGGGUUAUGUAGGUUUUUUUAGACUUGCAUGAAAUAAAAAUUUUGAUUCCCUUUGAAACGCUUUUCAGAUCGCGAUAACCGUCAAAACGAUACUGGUUGUGUUGACUUUGUCCGGUUAUUUGCUUCUUUUGUAUGGAGUUAAUCGGAAAAAAGCCAUGAUUACUUCGGCGUCACGACUUCAAAGUCACAGAACAAUUGUUCUACAGGCUUUGCCGAUAUCUGCAUAUUCUUUUGUGAGUUAG
Messenger RNA from Caenorhabditis auriculariae, 285 nucleotides. Lineage: Eukaryota; Metazoa; Nematoda; Chromadorea; Rhabditida; Rhabditidae. The record is from the annotation of a GenBank genome assembly.